Mucor mucedo is the source of this 351-nucleotide messenger RNA. RefSeq lists its product as uncharacterized. The transcript has a single exon. Lineage: Eukaryota; Fungi; Mucoromycota; Mucoromycetes; Mucorales; Mucoraceae. The annotation marks the transcript as partial. The record is from RefSeq and is a predicted model, not a curated record.
GUCCCAAUAUCUUUGUUCUCUGACGAUACCAGUGGAAAUAGAUCCAAGAAAUGGAAUUGUUUUGAUACUUGGACCAUGACCAUAUCGGCACUUCCUUUAAAAAUAAGCAAUGAAUACGAAAACCAUUUUUUCAUUUGUACAAGUAAUCAUAUAAUAACGGCAAUGGAAAUGAUAGAACCCUUGACGAAUGAUUUGUACAACUUGGAAAAGGGGAUGGUUAUGUACGAUUCCCAAUUCAAGCAGAAUGUUUUCGUGAUUUCGCCAGUUUUAUUUAUCCGUGGUGAUAAUGUACGUCAGGCCGAAAUUGCUCUUCACAAAGAAUCUAGGGCCACCCAUCCUUGUCGAUUCUGU